Gasterosteus aculeatus aculeatus (three-spined stickleback) is the source of this 5032-nucleotide messenger RNA. RefSeq names its product galactose-3-O-sulfotransferase 3 (gene gal3st3). Lineage: Eukaryota; Metazoa; Chordata; Actinopteri; Perciformes; Gasterosteidae. Gene Ontology annotation, biological process: glycolipid biosynthetic process. Gene Ontology annotation, molecular function: galactosylceramide sulfotransferase activity. Gene Ontology annotation, cellular component: membrane. The record is from RefSeq and is a predicted model, not a curated record.
CGACUCUGAAAGGAGUCGCAAGGAGCCUCUGAUGAGAGACAGACAGCAGAUCCGCUGCUUCAGAGACUGCGCCACCCGAACACCAACCCGAUGAGGAAGCGGAGGACGAGGAGCAUCCCUGGACCACAGUAAGCACCCCCGGAAAGCAGAGGAAGAGGGAGAGGGGGGGAGAAAGAAGGGGGAAGAGGAGCAGUCGGCUGUCCGGGACACGGAGCCUCAUCCCGGGGGGAGAAAAGCACCGACGCGACGCGUCACAUCACGUCCCCGCGCGCCGGGAUGACAAAGGCCCAGUGAAGCGAGGAGAGAUGUCGCAGAAGAAGAUCUUCCUGGUCUUCAUCGCCAUCAGCACAGUCAGUCUCCUGCUGCACCAUGGGGGCCACUUGAGCUGGACCAUGGAGGCCCUCCACCUGGGUUGCCCUGCCCUCCGUUCCCACCCUGCCCCUGGCCUGAAACCGAAGCACACCAAUGUGGCCUUCCUCAAGACCCACAAAACGGCCAGCACCACCAUGCAGAACCUGCUGUUCCGCUUCGCCGAGUGCAACAACCUCACGGUGGCGUUGCCCGUGCAGGCCUGCAGUCACCAGUUCUGCUACCCGCGCUCCUUCACCUCCCACUUUGUCCACCCGCACACGCUGCCGCCCAACAUCGUGACCAGCCACAUGCGCUUUAACAAGGCGGAGAUGCAGCGCCUGAUGCCCAACAACACCAUUUACGUCACAAUCCUGAGAGAGCCGGCCUCCAUGUUUGAAUCCUUGUUCAGUUACUACAACCAGUACUGCCAGAGCUUCAAGAGGGUCCCCAAUGGCUCCUUGGAGGCUUUCUUGGAGGAGCCGUGGCGCUACUACAGACCCGAUGAGAAGGACUCCAUGUACGCACGCAACACCUUGACCUUCGACCUGGGCGGAGACAAGGACCGCCCGGCAACAGAUGUGGCGUACGCGCGGGGCUUUCUGGCCGAGGUCGACAGGGUCUUCUCCCUGGUGAUGAUUGCCGAGUACUUUGACGAGUCGCUGGUUCUCCUCCGCCAUCUCCUCUCUUGGGAUCUGGACGACAUCCUGUACGUCAAACUCAACAUGCGGACGCCGAGCUCAAAGAGGAGCCUGACGCCGGGCCUUCCUUCAAAGAUCCGGGCCUGGAACUCCUUGGAUGCGCGUCUCUACAACCACUUCAACGCCUCCUUGUGGCGCCAGCUGUCGGCGCUGGGUCCAGCUUGCGUGGCGAGGGAGGUGAAACUCCUCCGGCGAGCCCAGGAGAGGUUGAUGAAGAGCUGCUUCGGUGGGCGGAUGCCGCUCCUCCGAUCUGCGGCGCAGAUCAAAAAUAAAGAUCUCCGCCCCUGGCAGCCUAGUGGCAAAGUUGACAUUGUGGGCUACGACCUCCCGGUUAACCUCAGCCGCGGCUUCUCAAGCCAGGCCCAGGAGCUGUGCCUCAAGCUCAUCAUGCCUGAAGUCCAGUACACGCGGGUUCUCCUUCGUACCCAAUCGCUGCGCUACCGCCGAGGCUACCAGCUGCGCCCUGCACAGCAGUCGCGUCCCCUCCAACAGCCCGUGCGCACGGCCCCGCCUCGGCAUCUUCAGGUGCAACGCGGCAAGCUGCCCGCGCCUGCGUCAGGGACAGGGUCCACCUCCACGUCAAAGCCUGCUGCGGGAACUCAAGGUCGGACCACCAAGUUAGGGCCUAAGUCCUCACAGACCCAGGCCUCACUGACUCAAAAGUAGACAUUGGAAUAUGAACUGAGGGCGGAAAAGACUGCAUCGUCCAUGUUGCUUGGUGGUGGCGGGCGUUGGCGGGUGUCCUGGGGAAGGAGUCUGGGUUGUUUUUUAAUCAAUGUCCCUUUCCAGACAAAGUUUGUGAUGAAAAUGAACGAGGGAGCAGGAAGGAGGGCGGGCGCUGGGGUGCCUCUUCCCGCUCUGAUCUGUGAAACAGCAUCAGGGUCGGCAGACACGAGGGCGGUAGAAAUCUACGCCGGGGCUCGGCUUGAUUGCACGCCUCUGCACUCCCGACUACAGCGGAUGGGAGAGGGUUUUAGGUGAAAGUGGUGCUUUGAAGCAAAUCUGUUAUGUGCGCCCGGGACUCAAUAGGAAAGAGGCGAUUUCGGGGUCUAUUGUGAGGCACAGAGUAGGCAUUGUGUGUAUCACACUGAUAUAGUGUCACGUUACUUACUGCUUUCAUUCUAUUUCUACAGCCCUCUCUCACUCUCUCUCCCUUACAUAUGCCACUUUAAGCCCCUGAGAGAGACAUAAUGACAUGAGAGAUCGACUGUCAGGCGUCCAAAGAGGUCAGACAGACAUCGAGAUCCCCUCAGACCAUUAACACAACAGCGCAAUCCAGAACUCUUCUUCUUCUUCUGCUCUGCGAAGACAUCUAAAAAUAUCUUACACAGAGCGAAAGUCUCAUGAUUGGAUGUUCAGUUGGGCCAACCAUUAUUGCGUUGACUCACACAGAGGUCUGAACUCACACAUCAAGCCCGUGUCUCUCCGGCUUUCUGACCUCGCUGGCUUCCUAACGGCAUCCACCCCCCUCCCCCGCCCUUCAUCCCCGCUGCUCACCCUCUGGUACCAAAGAGCAGCUCUGACAUCUUGUUUUCGCCAAACCUUUGAUUCCGGUCUCCCUCGGACCGCCGGCUGAGAUCGCAUCUCGCAGCCGAGAGACUUCAUUCCCCAAUGGCGGGUUUUAAUGUUCGUCUUAUCGCAAUAAGAUCAGCAGGCGUACGACAUACGUGGAUCAAGUGAGCUACCAGCGACCAGCACACGCUGGGAACACAAACGAAGAGGUACAACGCAUUGACAGGACAAAGACUUGGGGGCUGUGGGUCCCCCCCCCCGCCUACGAACGCUGUCCUUCGGGUUACGCGGCGUUCGCUUUUAUUAAGAAUGCAAGGAGCAGACGAAAGCUGCUACGACCACGUCGACGUGACCGGUGGGACCGCUGUGACCUCAAAAAUGUCCCCAUUUCUCUCAGCCGUGAUCCAUUUUUCAUCCAUUCCGCUCAUAUUUAAUGUGUCAUUUAUGUUAUUUAAUUCCUCCAGUGAUCAGCAGGACGCUGCUGAGUAACCGUGGGCGGAGGAAGGAAGUCUGUGUGUGUGUGUGUGUGUCUGUGUGUGUGUUUGUGUGCGUGUGUGAGACCCAGGAGGAGGCUCUUUCUGCUUCGUGUUGUAUUUUUUUGUCCCAGGGCCAUGCAAGUUGGCAUGGCAACAAAAGGAAAUAAUGUGGGUUAAAACUAUGUAUUAUUUAUAAUCGGGAUUUAGUCCCAUUACUGUAUUUGAAAUGUGACUUUUCAUGAAUCACUGGAUGAAGACCUUCAUAUGCUCAGCAUCCCACGUCCGGUGGAACGAUGCAUGUGGCGACGGUAUAAAAAAAUGAAUUCCACACAUGUUUCACAUAAUGCCACUUCUGAAAAACCGCACAUUGUAACGAGUGUAAUCGCAUUAAAAUGAAGUCUUCAUUCGGCCGUGCUUAAGUGCUCAACCGCACGGAGCUUUGUGGUUGGAGUGCGUCGCACUGUAAGUUGCGGUUAUGAAAAACACACAAGUGGCCGCUGCUCUGCUCGGAAUGAAAAAGUGCAGCGUGUUGAAAUCAGACAGGAGUGAAGGAUAAACAGUUGUAUUUAAAGUGGCUGUGAAUAUUUGAAUUCAAAGUGUGCUUACCCGAACUCACAGCGGAGCCUCGGCCUUGAACGCUCGAGACGCACAGCAGAUUUCUUUAUUUAUGUCUAUUUUUGAAACGUGUUUUUUGGGGGUUUAUUUCUCUUACAAAUCCCACGAAAAAAAGAGAAAACGUUUGACCCGACCUGUCGGUGGCACACAGCUGCAGGUGUAUUGCUUUGUGCUUUAAAUCUCACAGCAACACUUUCUUUUGAAGGCUCUAUAAUUCCCCGAAACAGCUGGCCAGUAGCUUUUAGCAGCUGUUGCUCAAACAGAAGAAACCGCGCGUUUGUUUUGGGACUGUUUCCAGCUGCGUAUGAAUACACAUUUCGUGCCACGCUGAGUGUGUUCAGCGGCGGCACUCUGAAUCGACAACAGUGCCCCUUUUAUUUGUAAUGAUGUGUGUGUUCAUUCAUGUGUUGUCGGGAGGUUUUUGGGGAGAUUAGAGGCUUGAUUUUGUUGUCGGUUCUUCUGCUUUCAUGGGAUUUGUGGACAGCAGGAUGAAUACAGAAUGAAACCAGCCUUUGACAUUGAAUCCGUUUGCCGACCAACUACAUUUGGAUGAGUUUGAAUUAUGCUGCUACACGUAAAAAGAAAACAUUUUGGCUGCGACUUGAAGUCUUGAACCGCUUCCAACCUGCUGUAAAAUAAGGAGUAUGUGUUUGUCACUAAUUCGGCUUUUUACAGAGACCGAAAGUCCAUUUGAUAAUUUGUUUAAAAAUGUCUGUGUUCAUCUAAUUUUGGACGCUUUGGAUCCCGAGACACUCGGCACAACACUUCGUUAAGCUCAUGGUGGAGUUCAGGGACUAUCAGCACAUUUCUUUAGUCGUUUGUAUAUUAAAAGGCAAAUAAACUAUCAAAAUGUCCGUGUCUGAAUGGGAGCCAGAAGAAUAUGUUUUGUUAUUUUCCGUGAACUACUCGCUUAUGACCCAUCCGAGGCUGUGAAUCUCUCUGAUCGCUGCUCUGAUUGUACAAGUCGUUCGCCCGGCUGUUUUUCUGUUUUUAUUUUUCUCAACGCGGCGAAGCUGUUGGGUUUUUCUUUUCUUCCGUACGCUGGGAAAUAAAACUUCUUUCUCGUGGUGUCAGGCACGUUUAUUUGGUCUCUGCUGAGCCGCCAUGUCGCAGGGAAGUGAAAUCGACGGGUUCAUUGCCGUUGGGGGAAGGUGACGUACUCAAUGAUUAUCUGACUGUAUUUCCCCAAAUGGCCACUUUUGAUCUGCUCAUCUAUUCCCCCCCCCCUCGUUAUUGUGGUUGGGUGCGAAGGUUAGGGCGAGUGAUGGGGCUCUGAUCAAAUGGCCAAUGACAAUCAGAGCUACGGGCCCCAAAGCUUUGUAAUGAUGGACUGUGAAUGUUACAAAUAAAGUUUGAUCGAUUCCAAUUCUUCUGCCCUUG